Molecule: messenger RNA, 694 nt
Organism: Cotesia congregata
Lineage: Eukaryota; Metazoa; Arthropoda; Insecta; Hymenoptera; Braconidae
Source: the annotation of a GenBank genome assembly
AUGAAAACUUCCAAAAAAUCGUUCUUAACCCUUAGCGGCCACAUAUCAGUCAGGUCACACAGCGGUCCCAUAGGGGUAACUAGUUACCAUGUGCGGUCGCUAAGGGUUCAUGCGGAUCAGAAAUCGUCAACUGAUGAGGAAGAAAUCGGUAAAGCUAUUUCCCAAGGUCAGAAUUUUGUCUAUGAUAGAGACCGUCCUGAUAAAGGAGGUGCUACGGCACUCAACCGGUCACGGAGCAUCAAUCGUCAAAGACUAGUUGCUCAUAGCACAGCGAUGGAAAGUAUUCAAGCUGAAAGUGAACCUAUCGAUGAAGAAGAUGAUGUACCGUUAGAUCAAUCCAAUUUUUCUAGCAGUCCUGGUGGUAUUCCGGCAAGAAAUGCACGAGGCGAGCGUCUUCUACUUUUUAUUGGGAUCAUUGAUAUUCUUCAAAGUUAUCGACUGAAAAAGAAACUUGAACAUACAUGGAAAUCUAUGAUACACGAUGGGGAUACAGUAUCAGUGCAUCGGCCAGGAUUUUACGCACAGCGCUUCCAAGAUUUCAUGGCAAAAACUGUAUUUAAGAAAAUUCCAUCACGUAAGUAUUAUCCAAAUCAGCCUCUUUUGAUAAAUUUGACAUCGAUGCGAGCAUUGAAUAAAACACAAUCUUAAAUUAUGUUAUAAUUCAAGAAUUUUCAUUGCAAACAAGAAAAAACAU